Messenger RNA from Heterobilharzia americana, 2405 nucleotides. Lineage: Eukaryota; Metazoa; Platyhelminthes; Trematoda; Strigeidida; Schistosomatidae. The record is from the annotation of a GenBank genome assembly.
UUCAAGAAAUGGUUGAGCAUGGUCGCAAAUUAGUCCUUAUGCAAAUUGUUACAACUGUUGCAUCUGUGGCGGAUGCUGCGGAAAAGAAGUUUUUACCGUAUUAUGAUCGCUUUAUGCCAGUAUUAAAGUACAUAAUGGAAAAUGCUGUACACAAGGACCUGCGCUUAUUGCGCGGCAAAACAAUCGAAUGUAUUAGUCUUAUUGGUCUGGCUGUUGGGAAAGAAAAAUUCAUUCAGGAUGUGGGACCGGUAAUGAACUUACUGCUUCAGACCCAAACUCAGCCCGAUUCAGAAUCUUCAACAGAUGAUGAUGAUCCGCAGGCUUCUUACAUGAUUAGUGCGUGGCACGAAUCUGCAAACUUCUGGGACGUGACUUCGAAAGUUACCUACCCGUCGUUAUGCCACAGGUGCUGCGUUCCGCUUGUGUAAAACCCGAGAUUUGCAUACUUGAUAAUGACGAAGCAGACAAUGUGGAAUCAGAUGUAGAUUGGCAGGUUGUCAAACUAGGGGAGGAUCGCAAUUAUGCUAUUCGUACAAGUGGGUUGGAAGACAAAGCAACUGCUUGCCAAAUGCUUGUAUGUUAUGCACGUGAGAUGAAAGAGAGUUUCGCGCCAUACUGCCAACAAGUUUUGGAUAUCAUGGUUCCACUGCUUGACUUUUAUUUCAAUGAUGAAGUUCGUAGUGCUGCAGCUGAGUGCUUACCUUUUCUCCUCGGCAGUAUGAAAGCUAAACAACCAGAAAUGGUAGCUACUGCAUGGGAACGUGUACACAAAAGUCUAAUACGUGCGGUAACUAAUGAACCUGAGCGCGAUGUCGUUGCAGACCAUCUGCAAGCUCUUGCGAAUUCCGUCGAAGCUGUAGGAAAAACGUACAUAACUAGUGAUCAGUUGGCUGAAAUCCGGAGUCUUUUAGAUCACUUGUUCCACGAGCAUUUCGAGAAAAGUGACGAACGCCUUGCUCAACGACAGAAUGAAGAUUAUGAUGAAUUUGAAGAGGAACGUUUGCUGAGCGAAAAAGAUGAAGAUGAAUAUGUCUUGUCAAAAAUGUGUGAUGUUGUACACUCUGUUUUUGUCGCUUUCGGUGUCGAUGCUCUUCCGUUCUUUCAACAACUUAUGGUAUUUUGUGUCAAACUCUUGGAACCAAAUCGUCCUUGGUCAGACCUGCAAUGGGGCAUAUGUCUGUGGGAUGAUGUGAUUGAGUUCACUGGAACACAAAGCUGGCAAUUUCACCAAUUCUUCCUACCUACAUUCGUCCAGGCUGUACAACACCAGCAACCUGAUGUUCGUCAAGCUGUCGUUUACGGAGUCGGUGUUGCUGCUAUUAAUGGUGGUCCUGAAUAUAACCAAAUACUAUCUGACUUUAUGGGUCCCCUCAUCCAGUUAAUUGAGGCCCAGGAUUCAAAGUCAGAAGAAAACAAUUUGUGCACAGAAAAUGCAAUUAGUGCUGUUACAAAGAUAAUGAAAUAUCGACCUGAAUGUUUACCACCAGCAUUAGGAGGUAUUGAUGCGUUAAUUGUUCGGUGGUUAAGUUGGCUUCCUAUAUGGGAUGAUACUGUGGAGACUGAACAUGUUUAUGGCUAUCUGUGCGACCUCCUUGAGGCCAACAAUCCUGUUGUAAUUGGACCAGAUAAUUCCAAUUUACCUUGUAUUGUUCGUGCUAUCGCAGAAUCUAUGUCUACGGGUGGUUUAUCUGAUAGUAAUACUGAAACAACCGAUCAAAACCUGCAGGUGUGGAUCAAGCUAGUGGUUUCAGUCAGCAAAAUGGUUCGGAAAAACCUUCCACCUAUCAACGGUGCGUAUCCAUACUGCGCCACAUUCAAUCCAAUUCAUCCUUGGUAGAAGCUUGUGUGAGUCAACUGAAUGAAGAACAGCGUAAAGCUCUUGGUGUCGCUUUGAUGAGCCAUUGAUUUUGAAAAUCUUCAAUCUGCUCUAUAUACCUAUACUUUCUGUCUUAUAUAUGGAUGGACAAAAUGCCUAUUGGAAUCAUCACUCUGACUAAUCUAUUACUUUGUAUCCCUUUGAAUAUGCUGAUUAUUUAAUUGAUGUUUAUAGAUCUUGUAAAUUAUUCCAAAAGUGUAGACACUUUCUUUUCACUUUUAUCUUCUAACAUGUUGUUUCAAGUUUUGGUUAUUUUGAUAUGGUCUUCUCGUUUGAAAUGCUGCAAACAUUCAGAAAUUGUUUUCUAACUAUUUCAAUCAAUCAGAUUCAGAUAACGACGUCGUUAAAUUAUAGCCAUUUACUAAACAUCGAUUUCCUUUCUGUAUUCCUAUACUUCGUAAACUUCUCUCAGAUCGGGUUACUGUUUAUUGUAGCCAGCGUUAAUAAUUUACCUCCAAAUGGAUACCUAUUCAUUCAGCUACUUAGUUCCUUCAACAAUUUAGUAUUGUAAAUGUAUAUUUUCGCUCCA